Molecule: messenger RNA, 1734 nt
Organism: Trypanosoma cruzi
Lineage: Eukaryota; Euglenozoa; Kinetoplastea; Trypanosomatida; Trypanosomatidae
Exons: 1
Coding region: 1-1734 (577 amino acids)
Source: RefSeq, a predicted model, not a curated record
AUGUCGAGUGGUCUGUCGGCACGACGUCUUAUUUUGCAGCAGCUUACUGCAGUGGCACAAUACAGUCCUUUUAGGCCAGUGUUAGCGGCCAUGUUAGCGAACCACACUGCUGCUUCCACAAUGACGGCCUCUUUGAAUGAUCACGGUGGGAGCAAAAGUAAGAGCUCAUGGUUUCGUAUUUCUCUGAUUUCUCCUGAAAGUAGUCGCGGAACAUUUACAUUGAUGACGGAGGAGGAAAUGGAAUACCUGCGACGAAGACGAGAGGAGGACGGGGAUGAGGCACGGGUGGUUCUCUCCACGCGGCCGGCAAAAAGCCUAAUGAAAGGUCUGGCGGGAUGUGCUCUUAACUUAUUUUUGUCAUUUCUUCUUUCGCCUCUGUUGGCCCUCUCUGUCUCUCUCGAGGCCGUUCGAUUGAGUGGGGCGCGGCCUGUCACACUGGUUGUUGCUCCGAUUGUGGGGUUAACGUGGGGAACGGUGUUUGUUGUCAUUGCAUGGUACGCCGCACUACAGCAACUGGUCAUGUGUGCAUUUUAUCAGAUGCAGGGGCCACUGUUGUUCCUUUUUCGCAUAGGCUAUUGCUGGAACGAGCUUGCCUGCCGUUAUGAGCAUCCUUCUGGUGUUUUUGGUUGUGCUCAUCCGCUUCUUGCGAUGUACGCGUCGGAAGAAAAACUGCGGGAGCGGGCGAUGAAGCGUGAGUCACGUCGCCGACGGAAUGAGAAGCGCGGUGUCACGUAUGACCGCUCAAAGAGUGGCAAGGGAAUGAAUGAAAACGACUAUUACGCCGUUUUGGGUGUCGAACGGGACGCCACACCGCGACAAAUCAAAGAGGCAUACAAUCGCCUUGUGUUGGAGGUGCAUCCGGAUAAAAACCCGAGUAAAUCCGCGGCUUCUCACUUUGACGCGGUUACAAAGGCGUAUCGUGUGCUUGGUAACGCGGAGAGGCGGCGCAAAUAUGACAUUGGAGGCACGAGUGUUGUGGAGGACCUUGGGGAAAAGAAAAGAGACGCUGUUCGGGCGCUCUUUGGUGGUGACGCCCUACACGCCAUUGUGGGCGAUGUGAAGACAGGCAACUUCUCCCAGCGUGUCGUGGAUGGCCUUGACUGGACGCAGGAAGAGCUGGCUGUGUGCCGGCAACGCAUGCUCGAGCGUUGCCGUGAUGAGCUUCUCACAUCAUUCCUAGAGCCUCUUCAGAAGAGCAGGGAGAACAGCGGCAAUAGUAAUAACAAUGGGGCCGGUCUCACCGAAGUAAAGAAGCGUUUGCAACGGCUUCUCAACACAGGCCUCGCCAAGGAGGUGUUGUCUGCGGUGGGGCAAGAGUACAUGCGUGUCGUCCGGUAUAGUGAGGCAAUGAAUUCGUUACAGAGACUUGAAUUAUUUCUGAAGGUCAUCGCCCCACAUCGUGCCCGGCGAAAAUUGGACAAGUGGCGUUCUUUGGGCCGCAUUCGACAGCAUACAUUCAAAGACUCUGCAGCCAUGGUGGAUCUGGCGUGGUACACAUCCGUUGAGGAACUUGAAUCCACGGCGUGGUGGGUAGCAACGGCUACUCUUCUUGACCCACAACUGCCAGUUGAGGAGCGUCAACGUCGUCGUGACGCACUGCGAGUACUUGCCGAGACAUUUAUCGUGUAUGGACAAGCGUACAAGGGUGCCAACAGACAAACGAUGGAUACGUUGAUGAAUUCCCUACGGGACUACAAUCAACAGCAGCAACAGCGAAAGCGAGAUGACCAAUGA